Papaver somniferum (opium poppy) is the source of this 695-nucleotide messenger RNA. RefSeq lists its product as uncharacterized. Lineage: Eukaryota; Viridiplantae; Streptophyta; Magnoliopsida; Ranunculales; Papaveraceae. The transcript has 2 exons. The coding region runs from base 127 to 498 and encodes 123 amino acids. The record is from RefSeq and is a predicted model, not a curated record. Gene Ontology annotation, molecular function: RNA-DNA hybrid ribonuclease activity; nucleic acid binding.
CCUCUGGUAGCAAACUAAAAACCCAAACCCUUAUCUCCAAUCCUCUUUUUCGCCCUAAUGAACCCCAAUCUUCCAUUGUUGUUCAAUCUGAUACCAUAGAGGAGAUGGAAACAGACGAAGGAAUUGAUGGACAUGAAGACGGACAAGAUCUCACCUCGUUGGAACUCAAUAAUGUUGUUAUACAGCAUGCCUGCUGUUCAAACUCAACCAGUGAUUCCAGCUGCGCCUAUUCAGGCCCCGAACAAUAAUGGACUGCCUGAUAUGUGUAGUAUACUUCACUGUGAUGCAAGUUUUGACAAAGACACAAAUGAAGCUGGAUCUGGGCUUGUUUUAAAUGAUAUGACUGGGACCUUCAAAGGAUGCAAGCUCAUCAAAGGAGUAGCAAGAACGGCGGAAGAAGCGGGAUGCAUUGCCAUACUUGAAGGGAUAAAAUGGAUGGAAGACAAAGGCAUAAGCAGUUUCUGCAUUCGCAGUGAUGCAAAAAAUGCAAUCACUUAAUUGAUUAAUAAUAAUAACCAACUGUGUUGGUUUAGUAAAACUAUAUUAGAUGACUGUCAAUUUCUUUUGAACAAUUUUUCAUUCUCAAGGCUAGAUUAUGUUAACAGGAAAUUUAUUUCUUCAGCUGAUAAAGCAGCAAAGUACUGUAAAAGAUAUAAUGUAAUAGGUGAAUGGCUAGGUGAUAAACCUUCCUUUCU